GACUCGCGCGUCGCGCCUGCGCCCCUGCGGCCGCCAGAAGGUGGGCUGAGGCGCCCAGGGCGCGUAGCAAGCCGGCUGAGGGGUUGUGGCGGCCGCUGCGGGCGACAUGGACAACGCGGGGAAGGAGCGUGAGGCGGUACAGCUGAUGGCGGAGGCCGAGAAGCGAGUCAAGGCCUCCCACUCCUUCCUCCGAGGGCUGUUUGGAGGAAACACAAGAAUAGAAGAGGCUUGUGAAAUGUAUACCAGAGCUGCAAAUAUGUUCAAGAUGGCUAAAAAUUGGAGUGCUGCAGGAAACGCAUUUUGUCAGGCAGCCAAGCUCCACAUGCAGCUUCAGAGCAAACAUGACUCCGCAACCAGCUUUGUGGACGCUGGAAAUGCUUACAAAAAGGCAGAUCCCCAAGAGGCUAUCAACUGCUUAAAUGCAGCCAUCGACAUUUACACAGACAUGGGAAGGUUUACAAUUGCAGCCAAGCACCACAUUACUAUUGCAGAGAUCUAUGAGACUGAACUUGUUGACAUUGAGAAGGCUAUUGCACAUUAUGAACAAUCUGCUGAUUAUUACAAAGGAGAAGAAUCCAACAGCUCAGCAAACAAGUGUCUGCUGAAGGUGGCAGCAUAUGCUGCCCAGCUUGAGCAGUACCAGAAAGCCAUCGAGAUCUAUGAGCAGGUUGGGGCAAACACAAUGGAUAAUCCUUUGUUGAAGUACAGUGCAAAGGAUUACUUCUUCAAAGCUGCCCUCUGCCACUUCAUAGUAGAUGAGUUGAAUGCCAAGCUUGCUCUUGAGAAAUAUGAGGAAAUGUUUCCAGCAUUUACUGAUUCAAGAGAAUGUAAAUUAUUGAAAAAACUCCUAGAAGCUCAUGAAGAACAGAACAGUGAAGCUUACACUGAAGCAGUGAAGGAAUUUGACUCAAUAUCUCGCUUGGAUCAGUGGCUGACCACUAUGUUGCUUCGCAUCAAAAAGUCCAUCCAAGGGGACGGAGAAGGAGAUGGAGAUCUCAAAUGAAAUGUUUUUGUCUUCGUGGCAUGCAGCUAACUCCUCUUUAGUUUUGUCUUAGGGUCAAGUGAUCUUUAUGGGAUGCCCAUUUAAUGGCUUAAUUUUGUUGCAUAUGAGCCAGAUGGCCUGUGUAUUGUUUAAGCUCGUGGAGUCUGUGUUGCUGUGAAAUCAAUGAAGGAGAGGCUCCUGUUCAUCUUGUGGUGAUGAUAGGUUGUUUCAUGCUUAUCAGGUCCCCCAGCGUUUUCUGAGAAGUACUUCAGAAUCUCAUUCCUCAUAUUUCAUUGGUGUUUGUGGAGCCUGUGUUUAAUGUUGCCACGUGUUUUUAUGUCCUUUUUGUUGGACUUGAGUACUCAGCCCAGUUGUUCUCGUAGAUGCUUUGCAUUAUCUCUGUGCUUUGGCAUCUGGAUAUGUUCUUUAAAUGUGUGUUUAGUUUAGGACAGUUACUAGGAAUAAGUUUAUAACUUUAUUAGAAAUCAUUUGUAUUUUUGUUAUCCUGUGAUUAUUUUGAUGGUGCUAGUGACUAGUUUCUUUGCUUUUUGUGUUGUUCUGUAUGCUAACAUGUGCAUGGCAAAAAUAUAGAAUAGCCAGGGUCUGUAGGCAUUACACUGUGAGGAAAGGAGCUUUCUGGAAGCACUUGCUUCUUGUAUGGAUGAGUGUCAAAGGGAAUUUGAUUUGUACUUACACAUAUACACACACACACCCACACACCCACAAGAUCUAUUAGAAAUGGAAUUUUCUCUUUUUCUGGAGAUAGUUUUCACUUGUAGUUGGAGUGAAGAUCCCUUUAUGUUUGCAUUAGAGUGUUUCAGUUGGCACAGCCUGCUCAUUAUUUUCAUGUUUAUAUACUACAUUGAGGUGAUGUGUUCUGUGCUAUGGCUAGAGAAGUCUUGGUCAGGGCUGGAUAGAUUAAGUCAAGCUCAAGAAUGAAUGUAUGUAAUUUUCACAUUUAUUGCACAUUAUGGGUUAGGUGGGGUGAAUGUGGUACAGGAGUAGACUUUAUGCUCAAGUGGGCAAGAACCCCAGCUUGUUUCUCAGGGAACUUGAUUGUUCUCUUAGCUGAUGGAAUAUUUUGGCUUAUUUGAACUCUGUCAUGUUUAAUUGGUUUAUAUAAUACAUGUGUGCUAUCUUAA
Cebus imitator (Panamanian white-faced capuchin) is the source of this 2124-nucleotide messenger RNA. It is a transcript of the gene NAPB, whose product is annotated as NSF attachment protein beta. Gene Ontology annotation, cellular component: synaptobrevin 2-SNAP-25-syntaxin-1a complex; vacuolar membrane; terminal bouton. The coding region runs from base 107 to 1003 and encodes 298 amino acids. Lineage: Eukaryota; Metazoa; Chordata; Mammalia; Primates; Cebidae. The transcript has 11 exons. Gene Ontology annotation, molecular function: syntaxin binding; soluble NSF attachment protein activity. Gene Ontology annotation, biological process: synaptic transmission, glutamatergic; SNARE complex disassembly; intracellular protein transport. The record is from RefSeq and is a predicted model, not a curated record.